Mus pahari (shrew mouse) is the source of this 1658-nucleotide messenger RNA. It is a transcript of the gene Chrna6, whose product is annotated as cholinergic receptor nicotinic alpha 6 subunit. The coding region runs from base 245 to 1576 and encodes 443 amino acids. Gene Ontology annotation, biological process: signal transduction; monoatomic ion transmembrane transport; nervous system process. The transcript has 7 exons. Gene Ontology annotation, molecular function: acetylcholine-gated monoatomic cation-selective channel activity; transmembrane signaling receptor activity. The record is from RefSeq and is a predicted model, not a curated record. Gene Ontology annotation, cellular component: synapse; postsynaptic membrane; neuron projection. NCBI's taxonomy places the organism in Eukaryota, Metazoa, Chordata, Mammalia, Rodentia, Muridae.
GUAGAAAUCGGAAUUCAGAGAGCUUUUACCAUGCUGAACAGCCGGGACCGGGAAGACCUGCACUCGGGUUUGUGUCUGUGGCUAUGGGGAUGCUUGGCUCUCUUUAAAGGCAGUACAGGCUGUGCGUCUGAAGAACAGCUCUUCCACACACUGUUUGCUCACUACAACCGCUUCAUCCGGCCGGUGGAGAACGUCUCAGAUCCUGUCACGGUACACUUUGAAUUGGCAAUCACACAGCUGGCCAAUGUGGGGCUGCUUGGACAGUAACUUCUCACAGAAGCCUUCUUUGACUCCUAUUUUGAACGGAUGUGAUGAAGUCAACCAGAUUAUGGAGACCAAUCUGUGGCUGCGUCAUAUCUGGAAGGACUACAGAUUGCGUUGGGAUCCAACGAAGUAUGAUGGCAUUCAGACGCUUCGGGUUCCAGCAGACAACAUCUGGAAGCCUGACAUUGUUCUAUAUAACAAUGCCGUCGGCGACUUCCAGGUCGAAGGCAAGACCAAAGCUCUCCUUAAGUACGACGGUGUGAUAACCUGGACCCCACCAGCCAUCUUUAAGAGCUCUUGCCCUAUGGACAUCACCUUCUUCCCAUUUGACCAUCAAAACUGCUCCCUGAAGUUUGGUUCCUGGACUUACGACAAGGCAGAAAUCGACCUUCUCAUCAUUGGCUCUAAAGUGGACAUGAACGACUUUUGGGAAAACAGCGAAUGGGAAAUUGUCGACGCCUCUGGCUACAAGCAUGACAUCAAGUACAACUGCUGUGAAGAGAUUUACACAGAUAUAACCUACUCCUUCUACAUCAGGAGGCUCCCCAUGUUUUACACCAUCAACCUCAUCAUCCCCUGCCUCUUCAUUUCCUUCCUCACAGUGCUGGUCUUUUACCUUCCCUCUGACUGUGGCGAGAAAGUGACUCUUUGCAUCUCCGUUCUGCUUUCUCUCACUGUCUUUUUGCUGGUGAUCACGGAGACCAUCCCAUCCACGUCUCUCGUGAUCCCACUGGUGGGUGAGUAUCUACUAUUCACCAUGAUCUUUGUCACACUGUCCAUUGUGGUGACCGUGUUCGUGCUGAACAUACACUACAGGACCCCAGCAACGCAUACCAUGCCCAAGUGGGUGAGGACCAUCUUCCUUCAGGUCUUCCCCUCAAUCCUGAUGAUGAGGAGGCCUCUGGACAAGACUAAGGAGGCAGGUGGUGUUAAGGACCCCAAAGGCCAUACCAAGAGGCCUGCCAAGGUCAAGUUUACUCAUCGAGGAGAACCCAGACUUCUAAAGGAAUGCCGCCACUGCCAAAAAUCAAGUGAUAGAGCUCCUGGAAAGAGAAGAUCAAGCCAGCAACCUGCACGGUGGGUGGAGGAGAAUUCAGAGCACUCACCCGAUGUUGAAGAUGUCAUCGAGAGUGUUCAAUUCAUAGCCGAAAACAUGAAGAGUCACAAUGAAACAAACGAGGUAGAAGACGACUGGAAAUACAUGGCUAUGGUGGCGGAUAGAGUCUUCCUUUGGGUAUUUAUAAUCGUCUGUGUGUUUGGAACCAUGGGGCUAUUUCUGCAGCCACUGCUUGGGAACACAGGAAAAUCUUAACUGGUAUUGUCCUUUUACCUUCUGAAUCUUUUAGAUAUUGUGGGGGUUUUUUGUUUUUUUUUGUUGUUGUUGUUAUUUUUUU